Drechmeria coniospora is the source of this 5058-nucleotide messenger RNA. RefSeq lists its product as uncharacterized. Lineage: Eukaryota; Fungi; Ascomycota; Sordariomycetes; Hypocreales; Ophiocordycipitaceae. The record is from RefSeq and is a predicted model, not a curated record. The transcript is spliced from 5 exons. Bases 1 to 5058 code for a protein of 1685 amino acids.
AUGGCCACGAUGAAGGGUGAUAGCGGUUCGAUCUUUAAGAAUACUACCCCGACUAUAACUCUCAAUGCUCCUCAUCCAGUGCUCGAUGCGGCGGGUUUCCCCAAGAAGUUUUACAACGACCUCCCGCUUGGACAGCAGGAAGCAUUUGCUCACUUCUAUCCCAAUGGACUACCUGUAACUUACGACAUGGAUCACGGAAAGGAUUCUGGCGGCAUCCCUCAACGCUACUUGGAGAAUCAUCUGCCUACCCGCUUCUACACCCACCCGCCUCCUAGCAUUCAGGCCAAAUUCUCGACCAUGCACGGCCAGCAGGCCUCCCGCAAGCUCGGAGAACUGCUUCCGGAACGUCGCAUACACCUGUGGAAUCGUGACGAGAUCCAAUCCGUUUGCAAUUCAUUGCGCCGCGUCUUCUGGGCAGAUAUGAAGCGCAUGCAGAAACCAAGCAGCUGGAACGACCUCUGGGAUUAUUUCGACCCAUACGACCUCUACCACUAUGGUGCCCUCAACCUCUGGAACAUUCUCAAUACUAUUUUUGAUGAGAAUCAGAUCAUUAGCAGGGGAUGGAAUGCCGACGUAUCGCUCGAGAUCGGUCAUUUUGCCGACAAAUGGAUUGAGACUCCCGAGAAUGUCCAGAAGCUGAAGGAGUGGGAUGGCAUGGCAGGCCCUCUGGUGAGCCUUCUUUCAACCUCUGAUUGGAAGUAUGUCGGAAACCUCGAGGACGACGAACUGGGACUCCUCAGGUCCGCACUUAAAUACCGCCGAGACUUGAUUCUCUCGGGAUUCCAGUCAUUUUGCAGCGUUCCGACGGAUGUCUUGACAGCUCAUAACAGUGGAAACCUCGUGAACUGGCUUGCCGACUCACCCAUCCUGAGUAGUAAUGGUCUACCACUUCCUCCUGCGUCAGAGCCGGUUCACGAGCAGAGUGAUAACCCUGCCUCGAACGCUGGUGCACCUUGCUUCGUGCAGAACGGCAGCCACUACUACCACCCCUUAGGGCAGCGUGCCCCUGCACUUGAUCAAAGAACCGCUCAGCUGCCCAAGCGCGCCUCCUCUCUCGCGGUCGAGGCUCUCCAGCACUCUGUUGAUGCAGCCACUGUGAAAAAGGGGCCAACUGGUGUGGCGAAGAAGCGUGACGUUGUCAUUGCAAUGGGCAGCAGCAGGCCUCCGCCUGCAUGGAAUCACCACGACACAAAGCCGACGAGCAGCACAGAAGUAGCUGAGCGUGAGACCGGGCCUCAGAAACAGACAACUAAUCUGUCCGGAUCUGUCUUCAAGAGCCGGUUGGAAGAAACGCAGCCAGUUGAUUUGGCCGAAACUGGACACUCGGAAGUCAAGAGCGUUCAUCAUGACACGAUGACCAAGGCUAGGCCUGGAGGAAAUAGCGUUCAAUCGGGCGUUGAUGCUGACGAAAGUAGUCGAUCCAUUGUGACCACCACAUGUUCCACGGCUUCGAAUGAAAGCAAUUACCAGGAAAAGGCUCACAAGGAAGCUCAGACUCAGUCCCGCCAAAGUGCUUGCCUCGAAGCCAAAACAUCUCUUCAGACCGAAUGCUGCCACGGUUCGGCAGACUUGACGACUGGCACAGCGCCAAAAAACACAGCUCCGAAACUGAAGGCGCAGGAAGGACCGAGGAUGGUGACUGAGACUCGCCUUGCUGACGGAGCGGCGGUGCAGCCGAGACGACUCUCAAAAAGCAAUGUGCCCAGCUCCGUAUCGGAUGAAGAUGAAGACGCUCAUCCAUUUCCGGAAAUUGACGAAGUUAUCAAUCAUCAGUUUGUUGCUGACAGCCUGGAGUUGCAUCAUCAGGGAUCGGCUCCUGCCAUCGACGCUGGACUCAUUCAAGCCCGAGAAUGCGGCCCUCAGUUGUUACCUCCGAAGCCUCCAACCGGUGGAAUUGGUCACCGGAAUCCGAAAUCUCACAGAGGGAGCCAAGGCCCAAGCCCGAGAGGUGGACGUCGUGCUUCCCCUGGACCACAUGACAAUCACAACACCCCCUUGAGAGGCGGAAUCUACCGCGGUGGCCGUCAUGAAAAAGGUACGAAUCGUGGAGGCUCGCACAAUCAGAGGAUUGAUAGCAUUGCGCCGACCCAGGAGCAGCCGUCGUAUUACCAGACUCAGUCGUAUCACCAGACUCAAUCGUUCCGCACGGCUGCGGCGCACAACCAGCCGCAAUUGUUUCCACAAAACAGAGCACACCGGAAGAGUGCAUGGAAUCCUCAGACGGGGUACCAAUCUGAGGCGCACGCAAAUACGGAGUGUCGCAACAGCCAUCCUCAUGGUAAGUUUUCCUACAAACCUUGCAACUGUCCCCAAUGCAACGAACGCAACCGAAGCGUGUGGGUUCUCGCGUACGAGGGACCCGAAACCCCAAUGGUUGAGAUACAGGAGAAGGUAAAACUGGGACUUGGAAGCAUGUUCGGCAGGGUUGAAGAAAUGUUCCCUGUCGGCCGUGAAGAUGGAGCUGCUUUUAUCGUCAGGUUCGCCCAUGAAUCGUGUGUUCCAGAUGCUCUCAUCUUUGGCUUCGGAUAUAUACCAGAGCGACAACUUUCGGUAGCUAUAAGCGCCGUCUAUAGGUCCAAGUGGGUGAAUUCGACCUGGCGCCAGAACGAGGACCUCGGUGGCAAGCAGUUCCAGCCAGCACCUCCCCCUGACCGCAAGACUCGCAUGAAUCCUCCGUUUCCACCUCUGCCACCGCCUCCAGGCAUUCCCUUCGUGGCCAAGGGGGUUCAAACUCGGGCGCGCUCGGCAUAUCAAACGUUCCCUGGCGACCAGGCCUAUAUCAGUCGUCCCGUGCUGUACGGAGUCGAGAACGCGCUGCGUACUUCCGAUAAUUCCUUGCAGGCUAUUCCUCUCGUGCAUACCUCGCCAGAGGUUAUCAAAGGUCGCGGUGACAGUUUACAGUCGAGAAAGUCAGGGGCCGCGAGGGACGUUCACGUCGUCUUGCCGGGGUCACCACCCGAUUUGCGCACCUGUGUGCCUCGAACUCCGACCGCACUCGAGGACAUGGAGAGAGCGAAGGAUACCAGUGCUCAAUCUAAACCGCCUUCGGAAGAAGUGCUGAGCGAUGUAAAUUUUGUUGACGAUAGUGACCUUUCGACCCCGAGGAGCUUUUCACGCACCGGUUCGGCCAUCAAGGCUCGUGUCUCCCUACCUAUGGUGUCGCCGGAACUGUUGAAGACUGUGACGGUAAUGCACGCCACGCAGCCCGAACCGGAGAGCGACCAGGUUGAGGAACGAGAGCUGGAUGUCCCUGAAUCCCCCACCCCGAAGCCAAGGCGGCUCAAGACCUUGAUUGCCGCGGACAAUUUCUCAGUGGCCACAGAGAUGGAAGCGUCGGGGCAGAGACCUGGCAGACGGACUCUCAGCACCUUCACGGACGAGCAAGUGAAGAGCCGUAUGAUGGAUUGGCAUAGGAUUGUUAUUCCCAUGGACCCCCAGAUCAGACGCAAGUCGACGGAGGGCGACCGAAGCGGAGGGUUGGUGAAUGCAGUUUCAGCAACGACUGUUGUUCCGGGAAUCUCCCGUGGAAAGUCAACCGUUGCAGAUGAUGCUUCCACUAUGAGUUCUGGAUCCCUGGGCCCUAAAUUGUCUACUCCCGAGACAGGAUCCAGCGACUCUGAGUAUGAAGCACUGGUCGGCGACAUGAAUGAAAGAUGGACUUUGCUUCCACCGAACGACACUGGCGACCAGUCGAGUAAGAAUCAAGAUAUGGGACAUUCUUCGCAGAAGGCCACGCCCUGCCUUUCGCAUGCGCAUACUGGACAGAAGAUGACACGUUUAGGUGGCGAACAGUUUCCGAAUGACUUUGUGCAGACUUCUCGGAAGCACGGCCACACACACAUUCAUACGGCUCCAAGUGUUGCAACUGAUAACUCCGAUCAGGAGACUCUUGGGCAGUCGUGCAGUCAAGACCGUUCAUUCUCUCGCGAUGGCUUGGAAAGCAUUGGCCAUGCGCCGGAGUGUGGCCAGGGAACGAGCAAGAAGAAGAAGAAGGGCGCUUACAAGAAGAGUAGGCCGCAGCGAACGGUUGCCUCCACGUCCAAGUCACAAUCCGAGGUUGCACACCUUCAGAUGGAGGACAGUGCCUCGGGAUCAGGUCCAGAGCACGUGUCACAGGCUGGUAUCGCCGAACAUUCGCGGUCUCCAAACCAAACGUCAAUCAGGGUUGCACCGACAUCGGGAUUCGUGGAUGCCGGUGAGGGUGACAAAAGAGCAGAGAAGUUCAAAGGCCAAGGCCCCAACCAAAGGAACGAGUAUCGAGCAAAGGCGGGCGGGUCUUUGAAGAUGACCAGGAAGCGUAGAAACCGACCGGGGGCUAUUCAAACCUGCGUUACCGAAACGCCAGAUCACUCUGCCGGCCCCAGCUUCCCACCCCAAACUCUUUGCCGUGUUUCUUCCCGUGAAUCGGAUCCUAGUUUAGGACUACAGGCACAACAGAGAUCUACGGGGCAGCCUGUGAAGGUUGUUUUGCUCAACCCGCGAGCCGAGGCUUUUAAGUCACCAAAGAUCGGGGUAGAAACGGCUGGAACAACGGGAGCAGGUUUGACGAAGAAGGAGAACGGAGACGAUUCGAUUUCGCAGAAAGUAGGCAAGGAGAAGAAGGAUGCUGAGGACUCUUGGGAUGAAGAGAAUGGGGAUGAGACUACCCCGAAGCAGAAUUCUCCUCGUGUGGUGCCGCCUGAGCUGGCGGCAGGGAUCUAUUGGAAAGGCAAGGGGCGUGAUGUGCAGAGACCUGGGCCGGCGGUUCAGCAAGUUCCGACUUGCAAGGGACCACAGCGGCAUGCAGCGAAGGCGACGGCGAAGGCGACGACGAAGCACGAGGGAAGGGCUGAGACAGGCCCCUCACCGGCUACGUCGGCAAAGAAAUCGCCAAUGCUGGCGGGUGUUGUGACGGAGGACUGGCCCUCGCUGCCGGGACAGGAAGCUCGCUCCUGCAGUAAUACUGACGUGUCGCAGACAGGUCACUGGGGCUCCAGACCAGGUGCUUUCCGCGCGGAGGGAUCGGCUAGACAGAGUGGAGAGGACGGAGAGCAGGAAGAGGAGAGCAAGGAGAGCUAG